Molecule: messenger RNA, 1077 nt
Organism: Fusarium sp. VM40
Lineage: Eukaryota; Fungi; Ascomycota; Sordariomycetes; Hypocreales; Nectriaceae
Source: the annotation of a GenBank genome assembly
AUGGCCGUCGACGUAUUUGCGGUUCCUGUCUUCCUCGUUGUCUUUCGAGAGACUCUCGAGACUGUCAUUAUUGUCUCUGUCCUGCUCGCUUUUCUGAAACAGACUCUUGAUGGCCCCAAUGGCGAUGUUAAAGUGUACAAGCAACUAAGACGCCAGGUUUGGCUUGGAACAGGUAUCGGCUUCCUCAUCUGCAUGGUUGUCGCCGCCGCUCUCAUCGGAGUCUUCUACACUGUUGGUAGCAACUCAUGGGAGAAACACGAGUAUUACUACGAGGGCGCCUUCUGCCUCUUUGCGUCUCUCAUCAUCUCCGUUAUGGGCGCUGCUCUGCUCCGCAUCGGCAAGAUGCAGUCCAAGUGGCGGCUUAAGCUGGCAAAGGCCCUCGAGUCGCCCAUCAAGGCUGGCUCUAAGGGUUGGUUCAAACAGUUUGCCGAGAAGUACGCCAUGUUCGUCUUGCCCUUCAUCACCGUCCUUCGAGAGGGUAUCGAGGCUGUCGUCUUCGUUGCUGGAGUUUCCUUCUCUGCCUCAGCCAAGUCGAUCCCUCUGCCUACUGUUGUCGGUCUCUUUGCUGGCUGCUGUGUUGGCUUUCUCUUGUAUAAGGGUGGCGCGAGUACUAGGCUUCAGUUCUUCCUUGUCAUCUCAACCUGUCUUCUCUACCUCGUCGGUGCCGGUCUCUUCUCUCGAUCUGUGUGGAGCUUCGAAAUGGCCAGGUGGAACGAGUAUAUUGGGGGUGAGGCCGACGAAUUUGGUAAUGGACCUGGUUCCUACGACAUUGACCAGAGUGUCUGGCACGUCAAUUGCUGCACCUCAACCGAUUCCAUCCAGAAUGGCUGGGGUAUCUUCAACGCUAUCCUGGGUUGGACAAACUCGGCCACCUAUGGCUCUGUUAUCUCGUAUAACCUCUACUGGAUCUGUAUCAUGACAGGCUUCAUCAUCAUGCGUUUCAAGGAGACGCAUGGCAGGUACCCCUUUGGAAAAGCAAAGGCCCCUGCCAAUGCUGUCAAUGAUACUGAGAGUCAGGCGACCACUGCUCCCAAGAACAUUGCUACCGAGAAGACCACCACCGCAGGAUCGGCAUAA